AUGGACGGAGGUCUACGCGAAAAUCAAGAGAAGCAGCGCAUUAAACAGGCUGUAAAGAAGAACUGUAGGCAGAAGAAAAGGCUUCAGGCACGUCAGCUCAGAGAUUACAAUCGGAACACAAGUCAAGGACAGAAUCUAUCAAGCGUUGCCGAGCAAGGCAAUCAAUUCUGCAAUGCUUCUCAAACAAAUCCCAAUUUUGGAACCGCCCCAUCGCCAAUCUUGACACCUCGAUCCUUACAAAGCCGUGUCCUCUCGGGACAGUCAUUCGCCGAGCCCCUUCACUUCGACGAGGCCAGUCUCCUUAUGCACUACCUAGAUCACGUCUUUCCCUACCAGUAUCCUUUCUUCGACAAAUCAAGGUUGUCUAGAGGUUGGCUUCUCUGGCUUCUUAGCAAGAAUGGUCCUCUCUACCGCGCGUCCAUGGGUCUCGCAGCGUUGCACCAGCGAUCACUGUUGGGCGAGACAGACAACCAUCAUCUCGAACUUGAGUUCCAUACCAAAGCUGUUGGGCAAUUACAGGAUUUUCUUUCAUCUAUUGACACCAAUGAACUGCAUCCCAAGAAUGAAACUCUGGUGGAGAUUAUCACCUGUGGUAUCGCCCUCAUUAGCUUUGAGGUCCUUCGAGGAAGUGCGACAAACUGGCAACCGCAUUUAUCUGCCAUGUCCUCCAUCGCAGUCAUGAUGCAUAAUCAGCCUCCCCUUCCGCAACCAGCGGAUCAUCUUCCAACCCCCCUCUUUGAAGGCAAAGCUACUGCAGCCAUGGCAUUCCAUCUCCCAGUCCUGCUCUGGAUCGAUCUACUGGCCUGUGUAGCCACACGGGAGAGACCAAAGCUUCCAUAUGAUGAGUGGCUGGAGCCUAAUUGCACAUUUCAGCUCGCACAUAUAAUGGGUUGCCAGAACUCAGUCAUGAAAUCCAUAGGGGACCUUGCAGUCUUGAUUGAGUGGAAGUCUGACUCUCUUGACGAAGGUAGUCUUGAUCUUGAGGUCUUUCGGACAAAGUGGCAACGGAUCGAAGAUGAACUAGAGAAUGUUAUGGAUACGACUCCUAUGGCCGCCAUGGAAUGUCAAGGAUUGUCAUCCAAAGCUCCAUCAAGUCAAAGACCCUGUCACACGAAGUCAGUGCAGCGACCUGAGCAAUAUUCAGUCACUCGCAUAUUUGCUGCUGCGGCCCUGGCCCAGCUCGCGGCCAUCAGCGCUGAGAUUUCCGAUAACAUCCCAUCGACAGCCCCGAGAAGAGCAGUCAGCCGAGUGAUUCUCGAGAUCAAAAUGGCCUCCUCCACGCUCUCUCCCCGGCAACUAAGCUGGCCUAUAUGUGUCGCUGGCUGUUUAGCGGAUCCGGACCAGCAGCCAUUCUUUGAAGCAUUGUUGGAUAGUGUAGUAUUUGAGGGAACCGUAAUGAUAGGAAACUGUGGAAUUGUUCGGGAUAUCUUGCGAGCUUGUUGGAAGAAUAGAGCUGAGCACUCAAAUGAACAGUGGGACUGCAGUAGUACUAUGAAGCAGUUGGGUAUCUAUGCGCUUCUCAUAUAG
Fusarium subglutinans is the source of this 1527-nucleotide messenger RNA. Its product is annotated as C6 zink-finger PRO1A. Gene Ontology annotation, cellular component: nucleus. NCBI's taxonomy places the organism in Eukaryota, Fungi, Ascomycota, Sordariomycetes, Hypocreales, Nectriaceae. Gene Ontology annotation, molecular function: transcription cis-regulatory region binding; DNA-binding transcription factor activity. Gene Ontology annotation, biological process: positive regulation of transcription by RNA polymerase II. The record is from RefSeq and is a predicted model, not a curated record. The transcript is spliced from 3 exons. The coding region runs from base 1 to 1527 and encodes 508 amino acids.